Molecule: messenger RNA, 3156 nt
Organism: Symbiodinium sp. CCMP2456
Lineage: Eukaryota; Dinophyceae; Suessiales; Symbiodiniaceae
Source: the annotation of a GenBank genome assembly
AUGAGCCCAACCCGUACCGCUACGCUGGACGGGGAAGUAAGUGGCCCGAACUAUGACACGACGCAAGCUCCUCCUGGUUUAGCUCGAGAUGAUGCUGUCCAGGAACCCGACCCAGUGGUGAUGAAUGGCACAGGUCCUGAGCCGACACCUACGACGGCGGCCGAGGACAGGACUCUGCCUCAGCCUUCGGGGUCUAUGACCGCUACGGGAGCACUGGAUUUUCUGGGUGCGUCUACUGUGGCGGAUAAAGAUGUUGCUUCGGGUGCCCGUCCGUCUUCAGAUGUUCCUCAGGGCUCAGCGCAGAGUGUGCCUGUCAUUUCGGCGAUGCCUUCAAGGGUUGAGACUGGUGGUUUUGAGUUCUCGCCACCAGAAGAGCUCCCGGAUUCGAUGAGUACCGAGACGAGCAACCAGACCUUUUGGUUUGCUAAGAUCGGGGAGUUCGUUCAGCGAAGGGUUGCCCAGGCAGGCGCAGCUAUGACGCCGAUCUUGGAGUCAGGGCAGCGGCGAUCUACUAGGCAAGUCUUGACUACGCCUCCGAGAUCUCAAAGGCUCUUCUCUACUGAGGCUGAGCAGGCCAUGACCCAAUGGACGAGAAGGGCACCUCACCUCUAUACACCGGAACAAAGAGCCCCUCCUCAAGAGGGCUCCUCGAAUGGAUCUUUGACUCAAGAACAAGUUCUGGUUGAGGUGCAGAAGCAAGUGAAGUAUGAGAUGCGAACGCAUGAAGAAGAACGUCAACACCUGGCUCAGGAGAACCAGCAGCUGAAGGACAUGCUGGAGAAGGACCCCAGGGAAGCGGUCAUCAAGGUGGCUGCGGCGGCAUUCCUGGCGGACUACCUCAAGUGUUCCUCGAGGGUGUCUGCUAGGCCUGCAGAUGCCGGAUGCGGUGGAGCUAAUGUUACUGGUGCCCCACAGCAGCGCCCAGCAGCGGCUACUGUGCCAAGCGGAGCCCUUGGACUACCUGUCGGAAAUCCUUUGCAAGAUCCCAUGGGAGCUUUGGUACAGGGGAUGGCGCAGCUGCAAACGGCAAUGUCUCAGACGUUGUCGCUUAAGUCAAAGGAUGUGGAAGUGGUCAAGCCGGGCUUGGCUGAGCUUCCGCGACUACCAGAACUCAGUACAAACUCUGCCAUUGAUGUCGGUGACUGGUUGCAUGGUCUGCAGAACCACAUGGGUGACCUCAGCAACUCCAGCAGUCAGUGGUGGAGCGAGGUACUAACGUGUCUUUCAAAGUACUACGAGGCCUAUCUUGCUGCCUCUCAUGUUGGCAAGCUCUCCCUGAAGGCCGAGGACUACGAGACGACUUUGCUUAGGGACGAUCGGUGGCUCCGUGUGGACAAGAGAGCGUCGUCGAUGAUUCUCGCCAGCCUUCCCGAGAGCGUGAAGACAGAGCUUUUGUCUAGCCGUGUGGUUGGGACGUUGGCGAUGCUUUGCAGGGUGGUUGUGCUUUACCGCCCAGGGUCAGUUGCAGAGCGACAGCAGAUUCUGAGGGCGCUCGAGGUGCCGACCACUGCGACUACCGCUUCUGAGGCGGUUCAGGAACUUCGUCGUUGGGCCCGCUGGGUUGCGAGAGCAACAGACAUCGGCAUUCAAUGCCCAGACCCCAGUGUGAUGAUCAAGGGCCUCGACUCCAUUGUGAAGAAGAUCCUGGGAGAGCACGCCGAUAUAAAUUUCCGGAUCUCAAUGUUGAGGUACACUCUUGAGGUGGACACUCGCCCAACGCUGCAUGGUGCCAAGAGCUUACAGCAGGCUCUUUUGUCGGAGCUGGAGCAGGUCGCCUAUCGUGGGCGACAAAGUGGCACAACAGCGCCAGCAGUGAAGGCGAUUGCAGCUGGUGCCCCACCUUCCACUGGAGGAAGGUCUGAUGGUCAAGUUGGUGGAGCUGCGAAUGGCAGCGAGUCUGGGAGCCCAACAAGGCAACCAAAGGCCAAGGCUAAAGCCUCUUGCAAGUUCUAUCUUUCGGACAAAGGAUGCAGUCGUGGAUCGGCCUGUACGUUCUCCCAUGUAUUUACAAGAAAAGAAAAGAUGGGCCGCUGCUGGGCUUGUGGGUCCACGCAACACCACCAGAAUGAAUGCCCGACGAAGGUCAAUGGUGGGAGCCCGACUUCGAAGGCGGGGGAUCAGUCUAAGGCGAGCCCUGCAGUCAAGGCUAUCUCUGGCCCUGCCCAGACCUCAGCUACGUCAGCAAGCGCGACUUCUACAGCCACCACAUCGGCUCCAUCGGUUACGGGUGAGCAAUCUUCGGCUAUGCCUGAGGCGGAGAUCAAGAGUCUGUUGGAGGAGGCCAGUGCCAUGCUCAAGGAGAUACGCCGCGAGGCAGUUCUUUCUCAGGGUCGGCAUGGCACUCUUUUGGCCAAGAAGACGGGUGCAGCGUCCUCGGCUCCUAUUGUGCCCUUAGGGGCACUGGUGGAAGAGCUAGGGUGCCAGAUAUCAUGGUCUCGACGAGGCGGACUGGUGAUUCGUCAUCCCCAACACGGGGUGAUUCCGCCUGCUGUGGUCGGGCGCUGCCCAGUCGUGGGCGAGACACAAGCUCUCGACUUGAUCCGGGAGAUUGAGACCAGGAAGCUGCGGACCUUGGAAAAUGCGACGAGGACAACAGCGAAGGCCCUGUGGCUUUGGGAUGAAGAGAAGCCUUGGGCCCGGCAUCUUGAUGACUUCGUGAAAGUUGGUGGCCGGUCUGCCCAGCUUGCAGCUAUGACUACGAAGGGGUCUCCUUUUGUGUCGUGGACAGACUUGGAGCGAUCCUUGCUGGCAGAGAACAUUGACCUUUCAGAUCGCGCCGGGUGGGGCUACUUGAGAGCAGUGCCGGGAUCAAGGCAGCGCCGAAAGAGGAUGAUGACGUUGCCCUGGGUGGUCCAUCUUUACUCAGGGCCUGGAAAGGCGUUGGAUCCUGUGUUCCGGGAGCUAGAUGAUGGAAGAGUGAUGGUGCAAGUGGACAUCAACCGCAGCAAGGCCGAGGAUAUGAACAUGGUUGCGGGCAUGUACAGGGCACUUCUAUGGGCUGCGGCCACGGGGAGGAUUGAUGGGAUUCUUGGCAGUCCUCCUCAAAGACCUGAGUUGGUUCAGAGGAUGAUGUGGUUGACAGUGGUUGCAAAGGCGGCGCGAGCGGCACAUGGAGGCGCCCUCCCCGAGCAAUCCACGUAUCACCCGAGCGGCUGA